AUGCUGUACCGAAGUUCAAGCAACCCAAGAAGAUCUGAGCUCCAAGAACCACAGCCUGAGCUAAGCUUCCAGCUGACGGGCAGCGUCAACUUCGGAGCCCUGGGGCAGAGCCACCUGAGUAGACCCACUGGCUCCCGGAACACACCCCGAAACUGCCCUUGGCGAAACAUCCCCCGGCACCAGGCUGACCCGAGCCACGAAGACGGCAGCAGCCACGCCCACGCAGCACCGGCCUCCCUGCUCCCGCCCUGGCCACCCCAGCGCCUGUUCCCAACGCCGCACACUCGCCGCCACGAGGCCCCGCAGAAGCUCUCCCCGCAGAGGCUCUCGGUCCAGCCAGCGCUGCCCCGCAGGACUUCCUGCAACCGUGAAAACCUUCUCCCCACCUGCACCAUCCGAGGGGGAGCCGCUAGUCACAUGCACUCGGCCCGCCCCGGCAGAGGCCGGCCGGCCUCCCAGAGGCCCCGGGCCUCUAGACCUUCGGACUCUACGAGCCCCGAAUCCCCCGGCCUCCCCAUCUUCCCUGAGCUCCCCGGCCUCCCAGCGUCCCCCGAGCCCCCAGCCUCCCUGAGUCCCCGGCCUCCUCACAUCCCCCAAAGCCCCCUGCUUCCCGGAGCCCCCGGCCUCCCCACGUCCCCCGGCCUCGAGACCCUCAGACACUCCCAGCCCCGAACCCCUCGGCCUCCAAGCGCCCCCCGCCCCCCGCCCCCGAGCCCCCAGCCUCCUCGGGCCCCCGGCCUCCCCACGUCCCCGGCCUCCCGGGGCCGCGGCCGGCGCGGGAGGGGCCGGUCUCCGCCGCCGGGACUGGCCGGUCCGACCCCGCUCGGCCCUCCACCCUCGGGCCGCGGCCCUGCCAACAACCAGCUCCCGGAGUCGGCCCGCCCGCCUGCCCGCGCCCCGGCCCCGGCCCCUCACUCACCCGGACCGCGCUGGCGCCGGGAGGCGAAAGCAGACGACGACCGGGCGGCGCCGCGGCUGAUGGGCCGCGCUCCCUCCCACGCCUCACGCCGCGGGCGCACAGCAGUCCCGGCCCGGCGGCGGCGGCGGGCUCGCGCCCUCGGGGCCGUGCUGCGUCGGCGCGGGCCGCGCGUGCGCGGCGGCCUGCUGAGGCGCGCGCCUCCCUCCGCUCCGCGCGCCCGGCCGCGUCCCCGUUCCGAGCUUCCGCCUCCCGGGAGCACCAGGCAUGCGCGCUGCGCGUCGCGGCCCGCGCAUGCCCACCACGCCGCCAGGCUCUGCUCCCGGGUUCGUAGUCGGGACGCCAGGCCCGGGCUGUGCGCGGACGGGGUCAGCGCGCGGGCGUGGCUGCGGCCCCGAGCGGCGGCCGCGGGGAAGCUCUGCCGGGGGGCGGGAGCGGCGCCCCGCCGAGCGGACGUUCCAGGGUUCCCUCCGGCCGCACUCUGGGCCGGCGGGGUUGGACGGACUACGGGGAAGCCCUCGCACCCCUUCGCUACCCGAGCUCCAGACCCUGCUCCUCUGGAGGCCACCCCCACCCCGGUCAGCCGCCCUACAGCCCCACCCCAGAGUCGGAAGCACGGAUGGCCCGCUGGAGUGGGACCGCAGCUCUCGGUCAACACCGGCCGUCACUGUGGCCUCACGCUGUUCCUUCAGAUCUGGAGGACCUGGAAGCCGGAAUCCGAGGCCAACCGUGGGCAGCCGCGCUUGGGCUCUGUGCAGCAGCCCUCCUCCCCCGCGCCCACCAAGCGCUCGGCUGCCCGCCCCGCAGAGCUGCCCGUCUCUCGCCACGCCUGCCUCUCUACACAGCCAGAAGGUGGGCGCAGUGCAGCCGAGGGUGAUGGCCACCUGCUGGGCACCCUCUCGGGAGGACCCCCCCAAAUGGCAGUGAAGGGUGGCCGGAAGGCACCGUUGCCCGAACCUCCGCCCCCGCGGGCCCUGCUGCCUAGCUGCCAGCUGAGCGGCCACCGCCUCCCACCCCCCGCCACCGUCCGGAUCUCAGCUCCCCCUCCCCCGCUCCCCCUGGGCAGCGGGACCCCGAGUCCACAGCUGUCUUCCCCUCUGGCCCAGCCUGCCCGUGGCCCUGGGCUGCCUGGCUCCUUCCUGGGUGGUUACCUGGAGCGCAGGGGACGGAGCAAGGGCCCAUCUGGUCCUGAGCUCAAGAGUCGGCGCUUCACGCAGGACAGGCGGGUCCUUAGAAACCUGGGGAGCGCGCCGCCCACGGUGGCCUUUGGUGCCCAGGCCCAGGGGUGCUGCCCAUUCUCCAGCUGGCUCCAGCGGAAGCCCUCCCUCCCCUCCCUCGGGGGGCCUGGGUUCCAGAGCUGCACCCAGGCUCCUAGCCUCCUUGGCUGCCCAGCCGCCCAGGGUCUGGGCUCUCCCAGAGGCCCCCAGGUCAGGAUUGCACUGCGGAAGCAGCCAGUCAGCUAG
This is a messenger RNA of Mesoplodon densirostris (Blainville's beaked whale), 2379 nucleotides long. RefSeq names its product basic proline-rich protein-like. The coding region runs from base 1 to 2379 and encodes 792 amino acids. The transcript has 13 exons. The record is from RefSeq and is a predicted model, not a curated record. Lineage: Eukaryota; Metazoa; Chordata; Mammalia; Artiodactyla; Ziphiidae.